UAAAGGGGUGGCGUACGAUGGCGCCGCAGCCGCGGGUUUCCGAUCGCUCGAAACAAAACAAAAAAAGACGCAAACAAAUUGCGCUUGUUAGGAGACCGCGUUCAGUGAAGCUUCGUCUUCAGAACCCCAAUUGUAUCUUGGUCAUAAUUUCAAUGGCAGACACUGUAGAAGCAGCACCAGAAGAAGGUGUCAAGAAGCUGGCGUACAGUUUCCCCAUCGUCAGGCACACGGACAUGCCCGAGAAAAUGAAGGAGGAGGCCAUAGCGAUGUGCAUUUCAGCCUUCGAAAAGUGUGCAAACAACAAUGAGACGGCAGCAAAGACUGUCAAGGACAACAUGGACAAGAUGUUUGGCACAGCGUGGCACGUUGUUAUCGGAGAAAGUUUCGGCUUCGGCGUCACUCAUGAGGCGAAGCAUCUGCUUUACAUGUUCUACGGAGGGAGCUUGGCGAUUUGUAUUUGGAAGUGCUGCUAGCACCACCAGUUGGUCUUCUUCCUCCUCAUCGUUGGGCACAGACUACUAUCGAACAAUGAACUACCGUCUGAUAAUCAGAAACAAUCUUCCUAAAAGAAGGUGGCAAUGACGACAACUUAUUUGUUUACUCUUCAGCGUGGUUCUUCUUCACUUGAUUUCCGAGCGCCAGCAUUUGUUUUGUUUUCUCAUUAUCGCCAUCUAUGGUCUGGCGUUUAAGGUAGAACAAUAAAAAACUUGGCAAUGCUGUGACCACAUGCGA
Messenger RNA from Syngnathus typhle (broad-nosed pipefish), 732 nucleotides. RefSeq names its product dynein axonemal light chain 4-like. The transcript has a single exon. Bases 18 to 473 code for a protein of 151 amino acids. Gene Ontology annotation, cellular component: dynein complex. NCBI's taxonomy places the organism in Eukaryota, Metazoa, Chordata, Actinopteri, Syngnathiformes, Syngnathidae. The record is from RefSeq and is a predicted model, not a curated record. Gene Ontology annotation, molecular function: dynein light intermediate chain binding; dynein intermediate chain binding. Gene Ontology annotation, biological process: microtubule-based process.